AUGUCUAGUUUAGAUCCGCCUAAUGAGACCAGCAGCUCUCAUGAUAAUAUCACACCUUCUCUUCCUUCUUCUUUUCCUCCAACAACUGCAGGGAAGUUUAGAGAUGCGUUGGGGGGACAUCUCUGGUGGAUAAUGGUGAUUAGUGUGAUGAGUUGUUAUUGCCUGGCCUUGUUGAUUAUCGCGAUGAUUGUGCAUAUACGCGGUAUACGAAAAGAGAGAAAAAUACGAAUUGUGCAGCGGAGAAAUAAAGAAGAAUUAUAUCGAAUGGCGAGUGAAGCCUCUUUUGCGUCUACGCAUUAUAAUGUUGUGGAGAUGACCGGAGAUUCCAAUAGUGAA
This is a messenger RNA of Trypanosoma theileri, 336 nucleotides long. RefSeq lists its product as uncharacterized. The annotation marks the transcript as partial. The transcript has a single exon. NCBI's taxonomy places the organism in Eukaryota, Euglenozoa, Kinetoplastea, Trypanosomatida, Trypanosomatidae. The record is from RefSeq and is a predicted model, not a curated record.